Messenger RNA from Paramacrobiotus metropolitanus, 2100 nucleotides. RefSeq names its product baculoviral IAP repeat-containing protein 7-like. Gene Ontology annotation, biological process: regulation of cell cycle; negative regulation of apoptotic process. NCBI's taxonomy places the organism in Eukaryota, Metazoa, Tardigrada, Eutardigrada, Parachela, Macrobiotidae. The record is from RefSeq and is a predicted model, not a curated record. Gene Ontology annotation, cellular component: spindle microtubule; nucleus; cytoplasm. Gene Ontology annotation, molecular function: cysteine-type endopeptidase inhibitor activity involved in apoptotic process. Bases 425 to 1804 code for a protein of 459 amino acids. The transcript is spliced from 6 exons.
UAAAGCAUACGCCAGCGGCAACGUGCGCACUGUACAAACUGCAAAGGUCUUUGGAAAUGUAAUUUUUCUACGCAUCGAUGGACUACAGCUUUAUCCGUACAGUAUUACCGAUUUGUAGAACCAGUUCUCAACAGCUGCAUGGAAUGUUUCAGCCAUCUUGCUUCUUGUGACGUGAUCAUAUUCGACGAACUGUUGUUUACGUUCCUACUGUUAAAGUCACGAAGCUUUAACGGCACAAUUCGACAUUCUGACGUUCGGCCAGUUUUGUCAUUACUUUCUUGCCCAAAGAUUUUGUUGCAGUAUUCCCAGUGUACAUACAGUUAAGGAAUUGAAACAACAUCAAGUAUUAAAUUAACCGAGAUAAACGAAAGAUACUGGAAAAAGCUGUCCGGAGACCCGCAAAUUUUUCGACAGAAUUCCAAAUAUGGCUGUCGUACCCAGCGAAUCAGUUCUGCUUAAACCGGAAGUGGAUCAUCUGAAAAGUGGAUCAGCUAGUGCGCCAAAUUUGUUGCUGUCCCGAUCAGUCUCGGCAACAAGCGAUGAAGGAGUCGUGUCUGACCUGGAGCAUCCAGCGCUGCACUGUACAGAAUCAGACCCAGUCAUCCGGCGACGGAAAUCGCAUAUCGCCGAAGAUAGCGUAGACUGUGACAUUCUCCCCUAUCGUCAUUCGCGGAGCCCGGAUUCGUCAUCGGACGAUGAGGCCGAUAUGCGAAAUGUUGGCAAUCGGCUGGAGAGUUUCAGUCGGUGGCCCUUGACAUUUUUAUCGCCUUCGUCGCUGGCGGUAACGGGAUUCUUCUAUACGGGUGUGGCAGACCGUGUGCGCUGUGCAUAUUGCGGUGGAGUGCUUGCCCAAUGGGCGAUGGGAGAUAAUCCCAUCCACGAACAUCGUCGACAUUUUCCCAGCUGUCCUAUGUCCAGAAAAUCCUUUAUCGUGCAGAACCAGACUUCCGAUCUUGUUGGACAAGAUGUUUGUGGAUUAAAUUUUACCGUGCGAAGCGCUGAAGACGAUCCUUUAUAUGUUCCGUCUAUGGCGGAAUAUCGAGAUCGUUUUGGUACAUUUGCCAACUGGCCGGAAGACAGGAUACAGUCGCCGAGAGAUUUGGCGCUGGCUGGACUGUUUUAUACGGGACGGAACGAUCGGGUGCAGUGUUUCUACUGUGGACAGCAGAUCGAGCGCUGGGAUCCGCAAGACGAUGCAUGGACAGAGCAUGCAAAAUGGUCCCCCAGCUGUGGGUAUUUGGUGGAAAAAAAGGGGCGGGAUUUCAUCGAGGGUGUUUUGGAGCGAUUUGGAUUGUCCAAUUCGUCAUCCGGUUUUGAAGAAGCUCCCUCGUCAUAUUCAUCGUCAUCGCGGGGUUCUAGUUAUUCUGAUGCUAGCAUGUCAGAUGACGACGAUUUGGAGCCCGAGGAACGGCUUAUUAAAGAAGCGUAUCAGCGGCAGUGUAAUCCAGAUUAUGUCCAAGAGGCGUUACAGAAGCGCCGAAAUUGUGCAUACCCAAAAUUUCGAAAUGUUGAAGAAAUCAUCAAAGCCGUCAAAGAAAUCGAGACGCAGCAUGAAUUGAAAAAAAAAUUGAUUGAAGCAAACAAAAUAGAGGCCAAGACCACAGAAGUUCCAUUAACUUUGGAAGAAGAAAACGAAAGAUUACGCCAGGAGCGUCGAUGUAAAGUGUGCUUGGACAAACCUUGCAAUAUGGUGUUCCAGCCGUGUGGACACGCUGCCUGUUGUCACACCUGCUCCGAAAAGCUACAGUCUUGUCCAGUUUGUCGACAAUCCAUCCAGUCGAGGAUGAGGGUGUAUUUUUCUUAGUGUGUAUGGUGUCACGGUCGAGUAUCUUCUUGCUUUCUCUGAUAGUGGCACAAGUUUUGCUUGGUCUCGAUUUAUUUUCGACUGUGAUGUGGAAAGGAAUCUUUGAGUGGUUUGCAUAUUUUAUGUUUUCAUACUUUACCAUAGUGUUUUUGUUCCUAGUUUCUCGAGAUGAGCAUAGGCGAAGUGGUUGUUUUCUGUACGGAUGUAUUAGUUUGGGAAUAUUGUGGUGCUUUUCUGGUGUUUCUUGCGUUAUUUACUUCGUGGAAACAGAGGUGUUUAUCAAUAAAAUUUUCGUA